CUGAUGCCGUCCCGAACGGUGCCGUCCCGGGACACUCCUCGGGUGCGGUGGACGAUAGAGAUAGGCUGGCACGGAUGUGCCCCGAACGCCCCGAGGGGCGUGGAGCGAACGGCGACGCAAGGGGACACUAUAAAAGCUCAUCCAUAUUCAUGCCGGUCGUAUCAGUUCAGUACCGUCCGGGCCGGGCAAACCACUCCACCGACAGCCACAGACACACUUGCACCGGACGGAACCUGUCCACUAACUGUGCGUAAUAAUUGGCCGGACAAUUAUUGGUAAUUUCUCAUAAUUUCUUGCACACUCGCCAUGGCCGCCAACAUGAGCUCACGAGCUGGGUGCACUGUGCUGCUGCUGCUGCAGCUCGCCGCGAUCGCCUCAUCCCUGGCCGGAUGUGACAGUUCACUCGAUGUGCCACACCUCGCCCUGACGAAAAGCUUCUCCCGAGCGCUGCAAGACUGCAUGGAGUAUCUGCAGGUACCGGGCUACCGAUACGCGGAGUACGCCUCGAACCACUAUCCGGACGAUCCGGAAACGAAGUGUCUGCUGCGGUGCGUAGGACUCAAUCUGCGCUGGUGGAACGAUACGACCGGUGUGCAGCCGGCCAUCAUGAAACGCUUCUUCCAGCCCGAUCCAGCAGACGCAGAGUACAAAAAUCGUACGGCCGAAUGUUUGGAGAAGGAACUCCCGGGUGGCGAUGACGCCGACUGCUGCUGUUCGGCGUACGAAAGCUUCCGAUGCUAUUUGCAGUACUACGGGAACUUGCUGCCUUGUGCGCUGUUCUAUCCGGAGGACGAUUCACGGCAUGUACACGCCGCCCAGGACUGUAUCGAGUUUCUGCAGAUACCGGAGAAGCUGUUGAGGAGCUACGGUGCCGGCAGCUUCCCAGAUGCGCCCGAAACGCGCUGUCUGCUGCGUUGCUUCUUCCUGCGCACGGGCGUGUUCCACGUCGAGAGCGGGUUCGAUGUGGUGCGCUUGUACAGCCGAGACUUUGAGAGUCCGGACGAACGGUACCUGGCGCCGGAAACGCAAACCAAGCUGCACGAACUGCGCGGCUCGGUGGGUGAACAGUGUACGGAGGUGUAUGUCGCCUAUCGGGAUGUGCUCGGAGAGCUGGGCAGACCAUUCUUCGAGUAUGACGUGCUGCAGAAGGCUGCCCAGCGAGCUCUGGGUUUGGCACAGGAAGAGACUCCCGUCACAACUACCACUGUUUGCCCGUCAAUAUCCGACUACAACUACAAGGAGCUGAACUGUCAAAACUGUGGCCGACUGUUAAUCACUCCCACCGGUAGAAUAACCUGUGCCCGCUGUAUGAAGAACUCAUCGCCGUUCGGGAAGUUCUUCUUCUAGCGUGGGGCCGUUACAUCACUAGGCAUAGAGAGUUUGGUUACUUAUUUAUUGUUUUAUCGGUUAAUAAAAGACGUUGAUGGUGUUUGUUGCCACGCAAGGAGUUAAAAUAACUGGCCGGGUUUUAUGCAUAACAGCUCCGAGCUGUUUGAUAAGCAAUAUGGCGUUGUUUUCACAACGUCGUCCACGUAAUGGCCGCACGCACAGGUACGUUGUUUAUCUGCGAGUGGGAAAAUGCUUUCCAAAAUGGCAAAACACACUGUUGCCGAGUUGGUUGAUGUUUAUACUUUAUCACCCCGGAGUCGCCCCGGGGGGUUUUGGCACGUAGCUGUAGAAAGCGGCCAUUGUUGGUGUGAUUUCUGUUUUGUUACCGCAAUACAGUCAUAUGUUUAUUCUUU
This is a messenger RNA of Anopheles stephensi (Asian malaria mosquito), 1742 nucleotides long. Its product is annotated as general odorant-binding protein 69-like. The record is from RefSeq and is a predicted model, not a curated record. Gene Ontology annotation, molecular function: odorant binding. The transcript has a single exon. Gene Ontology annotation, biological process: sensory perception of smell. The coding region runs from base 307 to 1347 and encodes 346 amino acids. Lineage: Eukaryota; Metazoa; Arthropoda; Insecta; Diptera; Culicidae.